Exophiala dermatitidis NIH/UT8656 is the source of this 2814-nucleotide messenger RNA. RefSeq lists its product as uncharacterized. Gene Ontology annotation, cellular component: nucleolus; 90S preribosome; small-subunit processome. Gene Ontology annotation, biological process: endonucleolytic cleavage to generate mature 5'-end of SSU-rRNA from (SSU-rRNA, 5.8S rRNA, LSU-rRNA); endonucleolytic cleavage in 5'-ETS of tricistronic rRNA transcript (SSU-rRNA, 5.8S rRNA, LSU-rRNA). NCBI's taxonomy places the organism in Eukaryota, Fungi, Ascomycota, Eurotiomycetes, Chaetothyriales, Herpotrichiellaceae. The record is from RefSeq and is a predicted model, not a curated record. The transcript has a single exon. Bases 1 to 2814 code for a protein of 937 amino acids. Gene Ontology annotation, molecular function: protein binding; U3 snoRNA binding.
AUGGCGACGAAAGUUCAGUUUAAAACAACUUUCGAACCGGCCAAGACUAUCGAGCCAAUCUACACAGGUGGUGAUGUCUCUCACACAUCCGAUGGCUCGACCCUAGCGACGUGUGUCGAGGACGGAGUCUUGCUUGUUGACAUCAAGACAAGCAGGGUUACAUGUCGUAUUGAAGGGGAUGGCGAGGCUGUGACGAGCUUGUCGCUGGCUCCUAACGGCUCUUAUCUAGUUGUUUGUUCUCGAUCGCUCUUUCUCCGAAUAUAUGCCCUCAAGCCCUCGGAAGAUUCCCAGACUCUUUCGGCAAGCCUGUCUCGGACAGUUAAACCACAUGAUACUCCUGUUGUCUCUUCCACCAUCGACGCAAGCGGCUCGCUGCUGGCAACUGGAGGAGCGGACGGCACCGUCAAAGUGUGGGACAUUAGAGGCGGUUAUGCCUCCCACACGUUCCAUGGGCACGGUGGUGUUGUUUCUGCUCUGAAGUUCUUUGAGUCAAAUUCUCUUGAGACCUCUAAUUCAAAAAGCCGGAAACGGAAGAGUCGCGAUCUGAGUCAAAAGGUGAUCGACGAUAGUGCUCCUACUAGGUCUAUCUACCUUGCUUCGGGCGGCGAGGACGGAAAGAUUCGCAUAUGGAACCUAGCAACAAGGAAACCUGCUGCAAUUCUCGACUCGCAUGUCAGCGUAGUUCGGAGCCUGGACUACUCUGAAGAGCAGCAUCAGUUCUUGUCAGCCAGCCGAGACAGGACUAUAAUCCUCUGGGACGCGCAGACUUGGACACAGCAGAGAGUCAUUCCUGCGCUGGAAGUUUUGGAGGACUCAGGGUUCCUUUCUGGUGGACGUUUCUGCUAUGGUGGAGGCGAACAUGGCGCAGUCAGAAUAUGGGACGCGACUACCGGUCGAGAAGUCACCGCCAAGCAGAAACCAGGGCUGGAAAACGAUUCGAUCACAGCCAUUAUUCCCGUCACUAAGGAGGAUGCCCUUCUUUCCAUACAUCAGGAUCAGACGAUGAGAUUGCGGAGUAUAUCUUCUCUGUGGAGCCUUCAGCCUAAAGAUACGUUAGACGUCUUGCCCUUACUUCGGACGAUCUCUGGAACUCUGGACGAGGUUAUCGAUAUGGCUUGCGUUGGGCCGGAUAGGAGGCUGCUUGCCCUGGCGACAAAUACAGAGAGUGUUAAAUUAAUCUCUAUCGCAGAAAAUGACGAUGGGUCUUUUGGAAGCGACGUGACCCAGCUCGAAGGGCAUCAAGAUAUCAUCAUUUGCUUAGAUGUCGACUGGUCUGGGCAUUGGUUGGCCACGGGGGCGAAAGACAACACUGCGAGACUUUGGAGGCUCGAUCCUUCAACUUCAUCGUAUACUUGUUUUGCUAUGUUUGCAGGACACGCAGAAUCUCUUGGUGCUAUUGCGCUUCCGAGAAGUCCACCGGCGAGCGGAACGGCCGCCAGCGAUCCCGCGAGGCAUCCGCCGGCAUUCCUGCUUACCGGGUCACAAGACAAAACCAUCAAACGCUGGGAUACGUCGAAAAUGAAGUACGAUCCAAAGCUCACAGAGCCUCAAGCUGCCGCCAAAGCCUUGUUCACAAGGGUGGCGCAUGAGAAGGAUAUCAAUGCCUUGGAUGUCUCUCCCACGGCCCCGCUAUUUGCUUCCGCCUCCCAGGAUCGCACAAUCAAGAUCUGGUCUCUCGAAGACGGGUCCGUGACAGGAAUCUUGCGAGGCCAUAAGCGAGGCGUUUGGUCAAUCCGAUUCUCUCCGGCAGGAACUCCUCCCCUCAGCCUGCCGGACGGAGGAUCAAGCGGGUCAAGGCCCAUACUCAUCAGUGGUUCGAGUGAUCGCACGGUCAAAGUAUGGUCUCUGUCGACAUAUACCUGCCUCCAGACCUUUGAGGGACACAGCAAUUCCGUGCUGAAAGUCAUCUGGAUCCCGCCACCCUCUACGAGUCCCAAUUCUGAAGAGUCGUCGGAUUCGCGUCAGGCUCGGUCGAACCAACCAAUGAUAGCAUCCGCAUCGUCCGACACUCUUGUUAAGCUGUGGUCUCCUUACUCCGCCACAGACUCCGACCACCUCCUAACCACGCUCGAUAACCACACUGACCGAGUAUGGGCCUUGGCCGCGCCGGACUCUGCCCACAGGGACCCAAAAUCUCGCCAUCCCACAUAUCCAUACCCCUUGAUUUCCGGCGGUGCAGACGCUACUUUGACGUUCUGGCGCGAUACGACUGUGCAGACGGCAACAUUGGCCUCGAAACGGGCCACCGAGCGCAUUGAACAAGACCAACAGCUCCAGAAUCACAUUUUCUCAAAGAACUACCGUGAAGCGAUCACCUUGUCUCUGGCCUUGAAUCACCCAGGCCGUCUACUUCGCGUUUUCGAGGACGUGCUGAAUCUGCCUGAGGCCGAGAAAGAUAGCUCCAGCAUCAUGGGGCUGACCGCUGUGGAUGACGUUCUUGCGACGCUUGAUCAACAGCAGGUCUUCACCCUCCUCGAGCGCGUGCGUGACUGGAACACGAACGCUCGCACCGCAACCGUUGCUCAGAGAGUUCUAAACUGUCUCUUUAAGAGCUACCCGGCGAGCCUGUUUGUGGACAUGGCCAAAGACCGGAAACUUAGCGCAAAAGGCAGGGGUAUGAAGGAGUUGCUUCGUGCGCUAGAAGUUUACACCGACCGACAUUACAAGCGCAUGGAGGAACUAGUCGACGAGAGUUACUUAGUCGACUACACCCUCAGGGAAAUGGAUGAGGUUGCUGGCAUCGCGGUGGGCAGCGAUGGACUUUUGGCCAUCGACAACGGAACAGCCGGUAGCGAAGAUAUUGUAAUGGUGUAA